Molecule: messenger RNA, 1342 nt
Organism: Vidua macroura (Pin-tailed whydah)
Lineage: Eukaryota; Metazoa; Chordata; Aves; Passeriformes; Viduidae
Gene: PGC
Product: progastricsin
Exons: 9
Coding region: 111-1277 (388 amino acids)
Biological process (GO): proteolysis
Molecular function (GO): aspartic-type endopeptidase activity
Source: RefSeq, a predicted model, not a curated record
GAGGUCGGCACAUCAGAGCCGGAGCUGCCUCCCGGGAUAAAAGCGGGAGCCCGGGCGGCCGUGCCCGGCUGCUGCCGCCUCCCGAGGGCUGGACGCGGCUGCUCGGCACCAUGAAGUGGCUCCCGGUGGUCCUGGCGUGUCUGCAGCUGGCGGAGGGGGCGGUCAGGAUCAAUCUGAAGAAAGGCCUGUCCAUCCGGGACAAGAUGAGGGCAGCUGGGGUGCUGGAUGAUUUCCUGAAGCACAUUAAAUACGAUCCGGUGAAGAAAUACCAGCCCGGGCAGGGCUCCGUGGUCAGGGAGCCCAUCAGCAACCACCUGGAUUCCUCCUACUUUGGGGAGAUCAGCAUCGGGGAGCCCCCCCAAAAGUUUCUGGUGCUCUUUGACACCGGCUCCUCCAACCUGUGGGUGCCCUCCACGGACUGCCAGAGCCCUGCUUGCUUCAACCACGCCAAGUUCAAGCCCAGUGACUCGGCCACCUUCACCCCCCGUGGCCAGUCCUGCACCGUGUCCUACGGCAGCGGCUCCGUCACCAUCGUGCUGGGCUCCGACACGCUCAGGAUCCAGAGCAUCACUGUCACACAGCAGGAGUUUGGGCUCAGCCAGGACGAGCCCACCCAGCCUUUCUACUUUGCGGAUUUUGAUGGCAUCCUGGGCAUGGCCUACCCCUCGCUGGCAGUGGGGGGCAUGGCCUCGGCGCUGGGGGGGAUGCUGGAGCAGAACCAGCUGGCUGAGCCCGUCUUCAGCUUUUACUUCUCACGCCAGCCCACCUACGAGUACGGGGGAGAGCUCGUCCUCGGGGGCGUCGACCCUCGGCUCUUCCAGGGGGACCUCGCGUGGGUGCCGGUGACACAGAAGCUCUACUGGCAGGUGGCACUUGAGGAGUUUGCCAUCGGGCACUCAGUGACCAGCUGGUGCAGCCAGGGCUGCCAGGCCAUCGUGGACACGGGCACAUUCCUGCUGACCGUGCCCCAGGAGUACCUAGAGAGCAUCCUGGAGGCCCUGGGAGCCCAGGAGACCAGCUAUGGGUACGCAGUGGACUGCGCCCACAUGCAGAGCAUGCCCCCCAUCACCUUCGGCAUCGGCGGCGCUCGGCUCGCGCUCUCCCCGUCCGCCUACGUCCUGAACAGCAAUGGCUACUGCACCCUGGCCAUCGAGGCCACCUACCUGCCCUCCCAGGACGGGCAGCCCCUCUGGAUCCUGGGAAACGUUUUCCUGAAGGAAUAUUACACCGCCUUCGACAUGGCCAACGACCGCGUGGGCUUCGCCCCGUCGGCCUAGAGGAAGCCAAUUCCAGCCCCUCUCCCGGCCCAUGGAGUGCCACAGCAUUCCCAGGGACCUUUCUG